Centruroides sculpturatus (bark scorpion) is the source of this 2317-nucleotide messenger RNA. RefSeq names its product growth hormone-regulated TBC protein 1-A-like. The transcript has 9 exons. The record is from RefSeq and is a predicted model, not a curated record. NCBI's taxonomy places the organism in Eukaryota, Metazoa, Arthropoda, Arachnida, Scorpiones, Buthidae. The coding region runs from base 142 to 1149 and encodes 335 amino acids.
GCUUUUUCUCAUUCCAAUUAUUAAGGGGUAAUAUAAAAAAUAAACCAUAUUUUUUUAAAACUAAUAAUCAUAAAAGUCGGCGAAAAUUUAUUCAAAUCGAUACCAUCUUGCGGUUGUUUGUUGUACUAAAGUAAAAUAGCGAUGGCUCAAGAACGCCGCUCAAGUAUUGAUCCAUAUGGGUUUGAAAGACCAGAUGAUUUUGAUCAUUCUACGUAUGAAGACUUUAUGGCAAGUUAUUUAAGUAUUCUUGCAAGAAGAGCAAAGAAAUGGGAAGAUUUAUUAGAUGCAAAGAAAAAUGUAAAAAAAGGAUAUAAAGUAAAACGCUAUGUGAGAAAGGGAAUCCCUCGGAAACACAGAGGAACAAUUUGGAUGGCUGUAAGUGGAGGACAAGAGCUUAAAGAUCAAACUCCAGAUUUAUAUUCUUCAUUACUUUCAGGCCCAAAAAUUUCAGAACUUAUUGAUACUAUUGAAUUAGAUAUACCAAGAACUUUUCCUGAUAACAUUUAUUUUAAAAAUAGUCCUGAUGGUAAAAGACAGCUCUUGUUUAAUGUACUUGUUGCAUUUGCACAUCAAAAUCAAAAUGUUGGUUAUUGUCAGGGUUUAAAUUACAUAGCUGGAAUACUUUUGCUCAUAACAGAAGAUGAAGAAAUAACAUUUUGGUUAUUAAGGAUAUUAGUUGAAAACAUUUUGCCAGACUAUUAUACCAAAGAAAUGAUAGGUUUAAGAACAGAUUUAGAAGUUUUUUCUGAAUUAGUUAAAAUAAAAGUACCUGAUGUUUAUAAUCACAUGAAAUUACACAAUGUUGCAUGGGCUAUUGUUAUCACAAAAUGGUUUAUAUGUUUAUAUGCUGAAGUUCUACCAAUUGAAACUGUUCUUAGGAUUUGGGAUUGUCUGUUUUAUGAAGGUUCAAAAAUAUUAUUCCGGGUUGGUAUUACGAUGAUAAUCAAAAACAAAGAAAAGAUCCUAAAGGCACGAAAUUUUUCUGAAAUAGCAGAAGUUUUCAAAGGCAUAACUCAAGAAUCAGUUGUGAUAGAAUGCCAUUCCUUUAUGCAGGCUAUAUUUACUGAAACUGGAUCAUUUUCAUCUUCAUUAAUUAGAAGACUAAGAGAAGAAUGUCGAACAAGAGUUACUGAACAAAGCACAACAUAACAGCUAUGCACAAUUACAAUAAUUUACCUGCCAUAUCACCCCAUCUAGUCAUUAAAAUGCCAUAAAUAUCAAAUACUACAUAUUAUAAAGGUACUUCAUCAAUGCCAAUGAAACUGUUGUGCACAUAGGAAAGUAUUUUUAGUUGUUUGUAUUUUCUACAGUUAAGCUGCAGAAAUGUAUAUUUAAGCAAUAAAAAUAAAGUUAUUAUUGUUUAAAUAUUAUUGAAUAUUAACAUUGCUAGAAAUUGAAAGUAGUAUAUAAGACAUUCUAAGAAAAAGGCAAAAAAGCUUUUUUCAUCUAAUGAAUCCAUAUAUGAUAUAUGCAAUAUAUAUUUUAAUUUAUAUAUACAGUAUUUGUUUCAGUAUGAAAGUAUUGCAAAUAUAUGAUGCAGUACUAUAAUUCUUAUUGUGAUUUUUUUAAAGAUGAAUUUGUAUGUAUUUAAAGGAAUUUCUGCCAUUGAAGUAAAAUUUUUUUUAAUAUAUUACUUAGUUUUAUUGGCAGCUUGGAUGAUAUUAGAUAUUAUCAUUUGAAAUAUUAAUAUAGAUAAAGUUGGAAAAAUUGGUAUAAAUUUGGGAGCUUGUUAUAUAAAAUUAUAUUCAUUUUAAUUUUUAUGCUUAAUGAAGAAAUUGUAUAAAUUGUUCAAAAUUGCUUCUAUUAUUUUAUGUGCAUUUUCAGUAAAAAAUGAAAUUUUUCUUUGUUUUGAAGCUUAUAUGAAUUCCUAUUUAUUGGAAUACCAAUUGAUUUCUGCAUCUCAGGUAAAUGUUAUGAUAGAAUUAAUAUCACAAAUUACAAAUAUUGACAAUCAAAAUGAUAUAUGAAAGAAUUUAAAAGAAAAAUGUGAGAAUUGGUUUCCCAUUAAUGCAAAUUUUUAAAAUUUACUAAUGUUUAAGUUUCAUGUAAUUCAUUCCAAUAUUAUAAUGUUAUAAUAUGCAGGAUGUUUCAAAACUAAAUAUGCAAGAAAUAUUUUCAUGCCUUAAUUAGAUAGCUGUAGAAUUAACAUAUUUUUAUAUGGCAGGAUGUAGAAUGCUUGUCAAAGAUAUUUGCUAAUACAGUAGAGCCUCGAAAACUUGGCCUAAUGUGGACCGAAGGGUGGCCGAGUUUGUGAAAAUGCCAGGUUAUCGGGAAUGGGGUUAAAAAAGGAUAAGUAUGCCUGUUUCCUCAGAAAAUA